AACUCACUUGAAGUGGACUUCACGUGUUUCCCGAUUUGUUUACAAUUUUCCGCCGCAAAAUGCAGCCGUUCGAAGUGCCGCCCUGGGAGGCAGGAGCCGAAAUCAUUGAAUUCAAACCGGUGAAUCCCUCAGGAAAUGGAGUCGCCGCCAAGAAGCCAAAGAAAAAGAAGCCCAAAAAGAAGAAGAGCGCCGUGCCAGAAGAAAAUCCCAAUGUGAACAAGACAGCGGGAAAAUUCAGUUACCGACAGGGCGGCGGACCUCUGGCCCCGCCCCGAAACUUCUCGGAUGAUGAUGAUGACGAUGACGACGAUGUGGAGGAUGGCAUCCGGGCCAUGCACAAGGUGAAGUCUGGCAGAAUCGAGAAACAGCGAGCGCCAGCGCAGGCCACAAAAGGUGGCAAAAAGGAACUGAAACUGAAACCGCAGCUGGCCCAUGCGGCUGUGGAGGCCAUGGAGGCCACCAGCUCAUCCACGCCGGCUGCCAACGCUCUGGCCAGUAAGCUGCAAUCGGAACUCCUGGGCGGGCGUUUCCGGUACAUAAACGAGCAGCUUUACUCGACGACCAGCCGCAAGGCGGAGGCACUUUUCCGCAAGGAUAGCUCCGCCUUCGAGGCCUAUCACGCUGGCUACCGCCAGCAGGUGGAGAAGUGGCCCACCAAUCCGCUUAAUCGCAUCAUCAAGACCAUCAAGAAGGUGCCCAAAACAGCCAUAAUUGGCGACUUUGGUUGUGGCGAGGGCAAACUGGCGCAAUCCGUGCCCAACAAGGUGUACUCCAUGGACUUGGUGGCAGCCCGUAGCGACAUCAUUGCCUGCAACAUCACGGAUACGCCACUCCAAGCGCAAUCUCUGGACGUGGCCGUAUACUGCCUCUCACUGAUGGGCACGGAUCUGAACGAGUUCUUCCUGGAGGCCAAUCGAGUGCUCAAGCUGCACGGCAGUGUCUACAUAGCGGAGAUUCAGUCACGAUUCGAGGAUGUGCGGGAGUUUGUUCGCUGCCUGAGUGCAUGUGGAUUCGAUCUGAUCAAGAAGGAUGUGGCUGUUAACUAUUUCUACUUCUUCCAAUUCAAGAAGAUGCGUCAUGUGCCCAAGAACACCAAACUGAAGGCUUUCUCUCUAAAACCUUGCUUGUAUCGCAAACGAUAGGUUGAUAUUCUAUUCGAAUUAGUAGAUUUCCGACUUGGCGAACUGUUGAAAAUCCAAGACAGAGAAUGCACUUAUAGAUAGUUACAUUAACUUAAUGUAGGAAACAUAACAACCGCAAUAAACAUGAAUUUUAA
Messenger RNA from Drosophila teissieri, 1276 nucleotides. Its product is annotated as ribosomal RNA-processing protein 8. NCBI's taxonomy places the organism in Eukaryota, Metazoa, Arthropoda, Insecta, Diptera, Drosophilidae. Bases 60 to 1142 code for a protein of 360 amino acids. Gene Ontology annotation, cellular component: rDNA heterochromatin; chromatin silencing complex; nucleolus. Gene Ontology annotation, biological process: regulation of transcription by glucose; rDNA heterochromatin formation; cellular response to glucose starvation. The transcript has a single exon. Gene Ontology annotation, molecular function: methyltransferase activity. The record is from RefSeq and is a predicted model, not a curated record.